GAGCCAGAACUUUAGUUUGUUGAGGAGCGCCAUGGAGUGCAGAGCGGUUCCCAUUCUUCCCACCUAUUCACAAGCCUGUGGUACUUCCCUGCCCCGAAAGCCGUCCCUUUGCCGAACACUCUUCGACUACGGACCGCUGAAUGACCCAGUGACAAUACUCAUAACUCUGGCCGUCGUUGUGGGAUCCUUUUGUCUUCUAAGUGGUUUUAUUCUGCUCUGUGUGGUUUCGAAAGCCUGGCAGGAUGAGACCUCCGAGGCCAUAUUGCUGAUGGCAAUUGGCUUCUUCAUAACCGCGCUAUCCUUCGUAUCUUGGAAACUAACGAGGGCACAAAGGAUCACUCAACUGGUGAAUGCCCUCAGCGUGGAAACCCAGACAGUCUGACCUAAGAGUAUUGUUUAUAAGGCUCUAGUGGGUCUAUAGUGAAACAUAUAAUAACUCAGGUGCUGCUAUUUAUUCCUAAAUACCCGAGCGAUAACCUUAAAUGUACAAAAAUAAAAACUAGCAUAUUAAAAUAAAUUGCAAGUAACUGAUGAA
Molecule: messenger RNA, 535 nt
Organism: Drosophila elegans
Lineage: Eukaryota; Metazoa; Arthropoda; Insecta; Diptera; Drosophilidae
Exons: 3
Coding region: 32-382 (116 amino acids)
Source: RefSeq, a predicted model, not a curated record